GAAGAAUCCAACAUCAUGGCGGCCGGAGGAGGCGAAUGGUGUUUGAUAGAAAGCGAUCCUGGAGUUUUCACUGAAUUAAUCCGUGGCUUUGGUACGUAUCAUGAUUCAUUAUAUAAUGCCAAGUAUUCAUUUGGACUCAUUUUCUUGUUUUGUAGACAACAGAUGUUUGAAUUUGAUGCUAAACUCCCUCAGAAAGAUGAAAAUGUAUAUCACUUUGUGGCCUAUGUUCCAAUUAACGGCAAGCUUUAUGAGCUGGAUGGUUUAAGAGAUGGACCAAUUGAUCUGGGACCUUGUACUCCUGAAAACUGGCUCACUGUCUGCAAGCCAAUCAUAGAAACAAGAAUGCAGAAAUACUCAGCAGAGGAAAUCCACUUCAACCUAAUGGCAAUUGUUUCAUCAAGGAAGUCAAUUCACCUCAAAGAUAUCGACAGACUGAACCAGAGAAAAACACAGAUUUUAGACCAGAAUCCUCUUGCUUUCCAGGGAGGAGAGGGAAUGGAGACUGACCAGAUGGCAUCUUCAGCAAGCGAGUUUCAAGCUAUUAUAAAGAACAUUGAUAGUGAAAUUUCUCGACUGCAGACACUUAUUGUGGGAGAGGAUGACAAAAUGAUACGAUACAAGGUUGAGAACAUCAGAAGAAAACACAACUAUCUACCUUUGAUCAUGGAACUUUUAAAAGUCUUGGCCAAACAGGGAAAAUUGGUGCCAUUGGUGGAAAAAGCAAAAGAAGACGUUCAGGCCAAGAAGGCGGAGCAAGCAAAAUGAAAGAAGACACAAAAGACACAAAAUGCCCCGGCGACUUUCAGCAAAGUCAAGGAAAUCUCUGCAUUCAAUUUUGUCAAUUUCGUUUUACAUUACCUGUACAGCAGCAAUUUAAAAGUAAAUUAAACGUUCCUGUAUAUGUUUUGUACAAA
This is a messenger RNA of Orbicella faveolata, 914 nucleotides long. RefSeq names its product ubiquitin carboxyl-terminal hydrolase isozyme L5-like. Gene Ontology annotation, molecular function: cysteine-type deubiquitinase activity. The record is from RefSeq and is a predicted model, not a curated record. Lineage: Eukaryota; Metazoa; Cnidaria; Anthozoa; Scleractinia; Merulinidae. Gene Ontology annotation, cellular component: cytoplasm. Gene Ontology annotation, biological process: ubiquitin-dependent protein catabolic process; protein deubiquitination.